UGGGGGAAUAAAAUACCAGACAAGUACCGCAAUGUUAACUUUUGCUGUUGUAAACUCAAAGAAGACGAACCACAUCCAGCCAGAAUUUUCUCAAUCAACAUCUCCAUGAACAUUCGAAUCAAAUAAAUUCACAAUGAUGAUGCUCCUUGGAAUAACUUCAAUUUGUUGUAUUGCAAUUGCUGUUGUUGCAUUUUUAGCAAUAUCAUUUAUAUUGCUACUUCAAAUAUUUAUUUACAUGACGACAGGUGUUUGUAAGAGCCAAAAAAAGAUGAAUGGAAAAACAGUUAUAAUUACUGGAUGUACAUCCGGUAUUGGAAAAGAAACAGCAUUUGAUUUGGCAAAUAGAGGAGCUAGAUUAAUAAUGGCUUGUAGAAAUGUUGCAGCUGCUAAAAAUUUGAAAGAUCAAUUUGUAAAAGAAACUGGAAAUAAUAAUAUUAUUGUUAAAAAAUUGGAUCUAUCAUCAUUAAAAUCAGUUAGAGAAUUUGCUGAACAAAUAAAUCGUGAAGAAAAUCGUCUUGAUGUUCUAAUUCAUAACGCUGGUACUGCUGAGACAUUUAAAAAAAAAACAACAGAUGAUGGUCUUGAAAUGACAAUGGCUACAAAUCAAUAUGGACCAUUUCUUUUGACUCACUUACUAAUUGACUUGAUGAAACAAUCAGCACCAAGUAGAAUUGUCGUAGUUGCAUCAGAACUUUAUCGAUUAGCUUCAUUGAAUCUUGAUAAUUUAAAUCCAACAACAACAUUACCAGCUUAUUUAUAUUACGUUUCAAAAUAUGCAAAUAUUGUAUUUACCAUGGAAUUAGCUCGUCGUCUUAAAGGAACAGGUGUUACAGCAAAUUGUCUUCAUCCAGGUCUUAUUGACAGUGGAAUAUGGAGAAAUGUACCUGCUCCAUUAUCAUGGGGUUUACAAAUUAUUGUCAAAGGUUUUUUUAAAACACCAAAACAAGGUGCACAAACAACAAUUCAUCUUGCUGUUUCUGAUGAACUUGAUAAUGUAACUGGUAAAUAUUAUCUUGAUUGUCGUGAGUAUGGAUUAUCACAAUCCAUUAAAAAUCAUACUAAUGCUAAAAAGUUUUGGGAACUCAGUGAAAAUAUUGUUCAAUUAAAAUCAACUGAUCCAAAAAUUUAAAUAUUUUAUUUAUUUAGUAUUCAUAGUAUUCAGGGGUUUUUUAGUAUUCUCAAUUUUUAUUAUUAUUAAUUUUAUAUUUUUCUUUAAAAUAUUUGUGUUUUAAAUUUUUAUUUUUACAUGAGAUAAUAAUGUAAUAAAAUACAUCAAAACAGGGGUCAUUAAGUAUCUUGUUUACCAAGAAUUUAAAUGAGAUAAAAACGUCAUGAAUAAU
Aphidius gifuensis is the source of this 1340-nucleotide messenger RNA. RefSeq names its product retinol dehydrogenase 14. The record is from RefSeq and is a predicted model, not a curated record. Lineage: Eukaryota; Metazoa; Arthropoda; Insecta; Hymenoptera; Braconidae. The coding region runs from base 134 to 1129 and encodes 331 amino acids. The transcript is spliced from 4 exons.